This is a messenger RNA of Lachancea meyersii CBS 8951, 2061 nucleotides long. NCBI's taxonomy places the organism in Eukaryota, Fungi, Ascomycota, Saccharomycetes, Saccharomycetales, Saccharomycetaceae. The record is from the annotation of a GenBank genome assembly.
AUGGCUUUACACAUUUUUGAUCCUAUUCAAGACGCCGAAAUUAGAACAACUGCCAAGCUGUUGAAAGACCUCAAUGGUGAUGCUAAAGUGCACUUUGUCCAGAUCGACCGUUUGGAUCCUCCAAAGAAACAGGCUAUCCACUAUUUGAAUGUUGAGAGAAACAGUGCUCCCGGAACUCAGCUUCCCUUUAUCCCCAGAAGAACAUAUGCGUAUUACUAUCUCAACGAUGAGAUGCCACUGUACAAAGCGCUGUGCAAUGUGUCAGAAAAUCGUGUUAUUGCUAACCAGGAAACUCCCGAGGGCACCGUUGGUCCAUUGUUGCCAGAUGACGUCAGUGCCAUCGAAGACACGAUCAUGGAGCAUCCAGUAGUGGUGGCAGAAAUCGCCAAAUUGAACAUCGACCGUAUUCACUACAAACACUCGCGUCUUGGAAAUCUCGGCUACACCGUCGUUUGCGAGCCCUGGAUGUACGGGACCGACUCGCCACACGACAAAAUUCCUCUCAUUCAGGCUUACAUGUACAUGAAGCUUGACCAUCCAGAGGGAAACCAUUACUCCAUUCCUCUACGUUUCUCGCCAGUGUUUGAGUAUCUCACACACAAGUUUGUCAGAAUGGACUAUUUGCCCGCUGGCGCCGACGAGAAAUUCAUUCAGGAGACUCUGCCCUACAAGCAAUUGGAAACCGUUGAGUAUCAUCCAGAUCUCAUCGAAAACUUUACCGAAAGGGGGGGUUUGAAGCCUCUCAUUGUUUCCCAGCCCGAAGGUGCUUCUUUCGAUAUUGAAGGUUCCAAAAUCAAGUGGCAAGGCUGGGAAUUCCGCAUCUCUACAAACGUCAGGGAAGGUUUUGCCCUUUACGAUGUCUUUUUCAAGGGUAGAUCUCUCUUUUACAGAGUGGCAUUAAACGAAAUGACGGUUCCUUACGCGGAUGGUCGUGCACCAUUCCACAGAAAGCAAGCUUUUGACUUGGGUGACUGUGGAUUCGGUAAUACCGCCAAUUCUUUGGCCUUGGGUUGUCACUGUCUUGGUGUUAUUAAGUACCUCGACACUAGAAGAGCAGACCAAGAUGGCAAUCCAGUACUGAUCCCCUCCACCAUCUGUAUGCAUGAACAGGAUUACGGUCUUCUAUACCUGCACAAAAACUACAGAAACGGCAAUACCGUUGCUACGAGAAGAAGAGAAUUUGUUGUUCAAACCAUUGCAACGGUUGCCAAUUACGAGUACGUUGUGAACCUCAUCUUCGAUCAAGCCGGUGCAAUCACCGUUCAGGUCAGAGCAACUGGUAUUCUUUCCACGAUGCCUAAUGAUGACGGCAAUACUACCGAUUUCUCGACUAUUGUUGGCCCCGGUGUAACGGCUCCAUUCCAUCAACAUUUGCUAUCUUUCAGAUUCGAUACGAGAAUCGAUGGAGAUAACAACACUGUUGUUUAUGACGAUUAUGUCCCUAUGGAGGAGAAUACCGCUAUUAAUCCUUAUAAUGUUGGCUUUCGUCAAGAGAGAACUUUUAUGGAAAAAUCGGGCUAUGUUGAGCAGUCGCCCUUCACCAAUCGUACUUACAAGGUUAUUAAUGAGAACUCUAUCAAUCCAGUCACAUUGAAGCCUGUAGGUUACAAAUUUGAGAUGCCUGCAAAGCAGAUGAUUGCAGCAUCAAAGAAUUCAUACAAUGUUAAAAGAGCACAUUAUGCCACUCAACAAUUUUGGGUCAGCAAGUAUCACGAUGACCAGCUUUAUGCCGCUGGUGAGUUCACAAAUCAAUCUCAAAAAGACACAGGUCUCUCUGAAUGGGCAAACGGUACUGAAAGUGUGAGAAAUAGUGACACCGUUGUAUGGGCAACUUUGGCUUUGACUCAUCCUCCAGCAACUGAACAGUUCCCUGUGAUGACGUCUGACUUUUUGCAAUUCUUGGUCACCCCAAGUUCGUUCUUCACCAGAAACCCUGCUUUGGACGUACCACUAGCAAACAACAAUUUCAACAAAUCAGUCUACUACGAGGAUGCUCAGAAGUCAGCAGGCUUUGUCCCAGGUACUUCCUCUUCAGCUUCUUGUUGCAAGAGCAACAUCUAA